GCUAUAAACCCCGCCUAUACCCAACCACCCAUUCGCUGGUGUGGCCAAUCAGCGAGCCGGAUUCUCCGAGCGGUGUGUGCUGGCGCCGAUGCCGCCCGAGGGCGCCCGAGCGCCCGCGUUCACAACAAAAAGUCACACGACUGGUUUAGUGUCGGGUAGCGUCCCAUCGACGCCACAUCACGUGUCGCGCUCAAUCGCGAGCUGCCGCGCAAGCGCAUAGAAAAUGAACUGUUUUUGUUAACCUCUCUUAGCCCGGUCUAACCCAACACCUAACUCUAAAUUUAACUAAUUAGUAUUAUUAAACUUGACCCAGUUGUGCCCUGUGAUACAAGAUAAUAUUAUUAUUUAUCUAAUAAAAUGGACCGAACGGAAUGGAGCUGAUGUUUUCAGUGUGUUAUUAUUGUCCAGUGAUUCUGAUAAGUGAUGAUAGUGAUCAACGGUUGAGUGAUAAUCAUCUGAUAAGAACACUUGAGAUUCGAUCAGUAUGAACUGGGCAAGGCUAAGUUAUUAGUGAAUAAACGAUGAGACUAACCUCUCUAUUGGUAUAAUUCAAACGCGUGAGACUGAAAUGCGGAUAGGGCAGUGGACUCAGAGUGUGUGUUUAUAAAAGCGAUGCAUGGUGUGUGAGAGGGGAGCGGACAUGGACAUGAGCGGAGAGGGCGGCGCGGGUGGCGGAGCGGCGGGCGCGCUGCAGCAGCGGUGGUACGAGAGCCGUGUGAACGGCAGCCCGGCCGCCGGCGACGCCACCGCGGACGCCAACGGCGAGGGCUUCUUCCACUCGCCGCUCGAGGGCGGACACCACAGCCGCGCCCGCUACUACCAUCAACAAAUGCACCCCUCCUAUUCGGCCGCCGUCAGCUCGCAUGGUCGAACGCUGGGCAGCGGUAGCGGUCAAGUAUGCCGGCCACACUUCCACACGCCGCUGCAUCCGUGGCUGGAGUCGAAGGCGCUUGGCAGCGGCGCGUGGGGCAGCGGCUUCCAGCAAGAUGCAGCGCCAAACGACAAGCCGUUGUCCCCCGCGCAGCACCAUCACCCCCACCCCCUCUUUUCAUUUCCUCCGACGCCGCCCAAAGACUCGACACCUGAUUCGGUGGCGGCGGCGGCUCUCGGCCAACAGGACUACCAAGCUGCUGUCGCUCAUGCGACAGCGAUGAGUGUCGCCUUCAUGCAGCAGCAGCAGGAACUGCCGUUGUGUGGAGACGUCAAGCCUAUGAUGGGUGCGCCACCGUCGAAGCAACGUGAAGGUGCGCAGCCGGAGUCGUGUCCCCAGGAGUCGAGCCAGCCCUCUGGGGAAUACAACGCCCAGUACAACGCCGCCGGCGGCGACUACUACGGCUACCAGGGGAAGGGGUUUAGUGGGGCGCAACAGCAGAGCAAGCCGCGGCCGAACAAGACGCGAACGAGUGCCGAGGGACGCGAGUGCGUGAACUGCGGCGCGACCAGCACCCCGCUCUGGCGGCGCGACGGCACCGGACACUACCUCUGCAAUGCCUGCGGCCUCUACUACAAGAUGAACGGACAGAAUCGACCUCUCAUCAAGCCUAAGCGAAGAUUGGUGAGUUCGCUGCAGAGUGCAGCACGACGGGCGGGUACCUCGUGCGCAAACUGCAAGACUACAACAACCACACUGUGGCGGAGAAACCAGAACGGAGAGCCCGUCUGCAACGCUUGUGGACUCUAUUACAAACUACAUAAUGUAAAUCGACCUUUAACAAUGAAGAAAGAAGGUAUACAAACUCGAAAUCGUAAGCUCAGCAGUAAGAGUAAGAAGAAAAAGGGUGGGAUGGGCAUUGGGGGAGGCGGCGCUUGCGCACUAGCGCUUGGUGGAGUCAUGGGUGACAUGAUCAAACCACUCGGAGACGCUACAAAAGGCUUCGGAGGCUCCGCUUUCCCAUCCGCUAUGGACUUCGGGCAACACCAAGUGGGUUUGGUGCACCCGGCUGCCGCCCAUAUGUCCCACUGGUACGGUGCACCUCAUCAGGGCUUCGCACCGCCGCCGGCCAGUCACAACCCCUACCACCACCACCACCUCGCGCAGCUCAACUCUAUGACUGGCUGGAGGAGUGAAUACACGUGAUAAGUAUACCAAACAAAAGAGCCUCCCGAUCGGGCAUAACUCAGACAUCGUCCCACUGCUGGACGAAAAGAAUUUACCUUAUAGAAAUCAGAGGCAACGCGAAAUGCUGUGAUUUCACACUUAGCUCACUUCAACAUACAAAAGUACGUCACGUACCACGUACUACACAUCACAUAAAUUAUAAGACUGUUCAACAGAAUUGAUGUUUGUAACCAUUUACAAACACGAUGCAGAUUGAAUUGAUGAACAUAUACCUUACAUAUCUGUCUCGAAAGUUGAAAUUGUUUUGUCUCAGCACGAACCGAGUGAAAAGAUUUUUGUAUUCCGAGAUCAGUUUCCUACAAGUAUUAAAAAUAAGAGUGUUUUACAAGUAACUAGCGAAAUUGUACAGUAUUAUAUUAUUAAUUAAGGUCGGUAACGAAGUUUAGAUGAUUUAUACAUAUAAGUAUAGUUCAAAAAACCUUUUUUUGUGUAUUUUGUACAUAUUAAGUUAUAUUCCGUUCCUGUAUAAAUUGUUUUACUGUAUUUAAUUUUGAAUAUUUCGAUUCGCUAUAGGGAUUGUGAUGUGUUCAGAGAGUUAUUGCAGAUUUUUUUUUGUAUAUUUUAUUUGCGUAGUUGAUAU
Messenger RNA from Hyposmocoma kahamanoa, 2699 nucleotides. RefSeq names its product GATA-binding factor C (gene grn). Bases 617 to 2077 code for a protein of 486 amino acids. The transcript has 8 exons. The record is from RefSeq and is a predicted model, not a curated record. Gene Ontology annotation, biological process: cell fate commitment; positive regulation of transcription by RNA polymerase II; negative regulation of transcription by RNA polymerase II. NCBI's taxonomy places the organism in Eukaryota, Metazoa, Arthropoda, Insecta, Lepidoptera, Cosmopterigidae. Gene Ontology annotation, molecular function: RNA polymerase II cis-regulatory region sequence-specific DNA binding; DNA-binding transcription factor activity, RNA polymerase II-specific; zinc ion binding.